This is a messenger RNA of Durusdinium trenchii, 2766 nucleotides long. The record is from the annotation of a GenBank genome assembly. Lineage: Eukaryota; Dinophyceae; Suessiales; Symbiodiniaceae.
AUGAUGCAGCAGAUCUUCCUCGAGAGGGAGGAGGAGGAACGCUGUGUGCGCAUGGAGGAGGAGGAGCCGCUCGCCCACUCCGCCUUUCAGGCCUUUGACGUUCCAUCCAGGAGGGGCAUGUCCUUCGGCCAAUCGCUUCUGAAAUCCAUGGGUAGCGCCUUCGGUGGCGGCGCCUCCAUGGAGAAGUGUGCCGCGGCUCCGGUCUUGGAGGUCGAGCGGCGCUCGAUGGCUGUGCCACGGCCGAGCUGCGCAGCCGGGAAAGGCAUGGCCAAGGGAAGAGGCAACAGCAUCCAACUGAGUGCUGCCCCUACCGGUGCCGCCAGUGGUGCUGCCAGCGGUGCUGCCAGCGGUGCUGCCAGCGGUGCUGCCAGCGGUAGCGGUGCCAGCGGUGCCGUCCCAGCGAAGCCCAGUCACGCGGCAACCUCACCAGGCCCAGUGGAGCCAGGGAUGGCUGAAGCAAUGGAGGUGGAUGACAUGGGCCGUGAUUACACGCAAGUGCCCAAGCAGCUGGACGAGCAGUUCGAAAGGCUCGCUCCGGAGAGUGCCUUGCGCCCGACCAUCAUCAACCCUGGACGCAUGUGGCCUAAGCGCUCUCAGCCGGCCUUGCUGGCAGAGAGGAAGACGGAGAACUUGACCACCGAAGAGCAGAAAAGGGAGAAGGAUGCCGCAUUCGACCUGCUGGACGCGAUCACCAAAUCCGGAGCGCUGCCCUUGAGUCAUGCUAGUAUGCACAUUGUGGUGGCGGCGACUCAUUGCUUUGACAAGACGGUGACUGAAACGGUGAUCCAGGAGAAUCUCAACCCCAUUGAACAGGUCGAAUGUUCCAGCUUGAUUAUCGCAUCCACGGUCCACCAGCAGCCAGUGGCCGCGAUGAUCAAAGACUCCUGUCACGCGCGCAUCAAAGCAGUGCCUGAUCGGCCGCACUUCCAUCGGAGCUUCAACGUCUCCAGGAACGGAACCUCGUUGGUGCCUGGCUACAACGUGGCGGUGCUGUUCCCGGUCUACAGGUAUGUGGACCCAUGUCAGUUCUCCAAAGCCAAGAGCAGCUGCAUGCCUAAGGCGACGAAAGACUUCAAGGCGCAGGCGGAGCAGAAAGCCGCCGAGAAGCGUCGUCUGGGGGCCCAAGAGACGCAUGGUACCGUUGGAAUGCGCGCCUCUGAUUGGGUCGAGGAGAAAACUGAAGAGGGUGAGACGAUCUUCCGCAACCAGAGUUGGACACUCAGCUGCAGCCAAGGCCAGCGGGAACCGCAGAUGGCCUCUGCUCCCUUUGGGAGCGUUGGGCUCCCUCAGCGGUUGGGCGCCGUUUGGGGGCGCCGGGUGAGUUGGUCGCCGCACGCGGGCCGGGAGUUGGGCGCUUUCCCCGACCUUUGGUUCAAUGGCCGCCUCACCGACGGUCCCAGCCGGUGCGCGUCCGCCCUGGGCAAAGGGCGAGAAGACCUCAAAGGCAACAUCGAUCUUUGGUGCUUGGCCAACGUUGAUUUGCGUUUACGUGGGCCAGCGCCGGCGGACUAUGGCGCUGUGGAGUCUGGUGAGAAUGGAAAGAAAGGCGGGAUCGUCACAGAGGAGGAACGCGCCAAACAGCGGGCCAAGCCGUCCCUCAGCGUGAGCACAGUCAUGGAAAGACUUACCACCCUUGCUCCUUCCGUGGUUUCUCUUUGGAGCUUCAGCAGCAGUCAAUGCGAGUUCCGCGCAGGGCAUCGCAUGGAAAAACCGAUGGAAGAUCGCCUCUUCAAAGCCUUCAAGGCUUGUGAUUUGGGUGCUCAUGGCAAUCUCUUUGGCGUGUUUGCACGGCCUUUUUCUCCGGAGACCGCAUUUUCCAGGUUUUCCAGGGCGCCAGCAUGGAAGGUUCUAAGCUUCGUGUGCAUGGGUGUGACCGCCGUGGGCUGGGGCAUGGGGCUCUAUGACGAGGCCAAGUACUUGUACCCCUUCCAUUUCUAUGAGCGAAGCCCUAGCUAUUUGUCAGUGGACCUCACUUCAAAGCCCGGGUCCGUGGGAGAUGCAGGCUUCCUUCGAUUCCAAGAUGGCACCCAUGUGGACAGCACGCGUGGGGUUGGCUUCGUCUCCGGAGCCCUUUGGUGCGCUGUGCAGAACGAUUCCGUGACCUCUGCCAGCUAUUGGGCCGUGGGCAAGGACUGCUGCCGGAUGAGAGCUUGGUUCAAUUGUGGCGAUGCUAUGAACCAAAGCGUCCGCAGUGGUGUGGUGAUCCGAGACGCCAGUCCAAUACUUAAAGGCGAGCUGCCGCAGUACAUGGCGGCUGCACGGAUGGCUGCUGAGACCUAUGGUAUGAACCUUCCUCCGGAUCCGGUCUUCAUCCGCUGGAAUGACACGCCGGAGGCCAAUCAAGCCUGGUAUUGGAACAAUGCAGUGAGCUUUGUGAUUUAUUCGCUCUUGGUCUUCUUGCUAUUGGCACCAUUGUUCCUGCUUUUGCUGACCUGCACCGGAGCCUCCCUUUUCGGCAUGGAGGCGAGCGAGAGGUUCCAUCCAGAGAAGUUGGAUCUAAUCAGCUUUGGCUUUGACUGGACGCCCCGAGCAUAUCCUGGCUACCUUCGCCAGGACUUGCUGAACAAUCGGAGCUUCUGGACUGGGGAAAUCAUCGAAGACUACCUGUUUCACGCAGCGAAUCGCCAUGUGUACUUGAGCUGCUUGCUGAGCCAUCCAGCACAUCCAUACAAGAAGUGGCAGCGCAUCAUUGUGGCAGGAGUUGAUCAUGGUUUUGGCACGGCAAUUUCACUCAAUUGGUGUUCUUCACUGUCCAUUUGGACCUGA